AUGUCCACCGAAGAGUCACAGCCCGGCAACGGCCAGGACGCCAAUCGCGUCGCCGAGCAGCUUGAUCGCCUCAACAUGGACGGCGAGGCCGACGUAGUCCCGCGCACCGAGCAAGAGUACGCCGACUCGCAGCUCACUCUCCGCGCCAUUGUUUCCUCCAAGGAAGCCGGCGUCAUCAUUGGCAAGGCGGGCAAGAACGUCGCUGACCUGCGCGACGAGACGGGCGUGCGCGCGGGCGUCAGCAAGGUCGUCCAGGGCGUUCACGACCGCGUUCUUUCCGUCACUGGCAGCCUGUCUGGCAUCUCCAAGGCGUACGGUCUGGUCGCAAAAGGCCUCCUCGAUGGCGCCCCUGCAAUGGGCAUGGGCGGCGUCGUCCGUACUGAUGGCACCCACCAGCGCAAGCUAACAGUGACAGCCAUCCGUCUGCUGAUCUCGCACAACCAGAUGGGAACCAUCAUCGGACGCCAGGGUCUGAAGAUCAAGCAGAUUCAGGACGCAUCUGGCGUUCGCAUGGUCGCACAGAAGGAGAUGCUCCCGCAGUCGACCGAGCGCAUCGUCGAGGUACAAGGCUCCCCAUCCAGCAUCGAAAAGGCUAUUUGGGAGAUUGGCAAGUGCCUCAUCGACGAUCACGAGCGUGGAUACGGCACCGUUCUCUACAAUCCUGCUGGUGGCGCCACUGCAGGAGGAAUGGGCGGUCGCUCGUACAACCGCACUGGCAACGGAGCCGACUUCAGUGAUUCGGCGCCCACGUCGUACUCUCGUCGAUCUGGUUCAGAUGCCGCCAGCCGGCCUCCCCCUCCCACCCACGACGAGGAUGGUGUCGAGCUACAGACGCAGAACAUUAGCAUUCCUUCCGACAUGGUUGGCUGCAUCAUCGGUCGCGGCGGCAGCAAGAUUAGCGAGAUUCGCAAGACUUCUGGUGCCCGCAUCUCCAUCGCCAAGGCUCCUCACGACGACACUGGCGAACGCAUGUUCACCAUCACUGGUAGUGCCACUGCAAACGAGAAGGCUCUAUACUUGUUGUACGAGAAUCUCGAGGCCGAGAAGAUGCGACGUAGCCAGGCGCAGGAGUAG
Molecule: messenger RNA, 1074 nt
Organism: Parastagonospora nodorum SN15
Lineage: Eukaryota; Fungi; Ascomycota; Dothideomycetes; Pleosporales; Phaeosphaeriaceae
Exons: 3
Coding region: 1-1074 (357 amino acids)
Biological process (GO): 3'-UTR-mediated mRNA stabilization
Cellular component (GO): nucleus; cytoplasm
Molecular function (GO): mRNA 3'-UTR AU-rich region binding
Source: RefSeq, a predicted model, not a curated record